This is a messenger RNA of Bombina bombina (fire-bellied toad), 1779 nucleotides long. It is a transcript of the gene ELOF1, whose product is annotated as elongation factor 1. The record is from RefSeq and is a predicted model, not a curated record. Gene Ontology annotation, cellular component: transcription elongation factor complex. Gene Ontology annotation, molecular function: RNA polymerase II complex binding. Gene Ontology annotation, biological process: transcription elongation by RNA polymerase II. The transcript is spliced from 5 exons. Bases 198 to 449 code for a protein of 83 amino acids. NCBI's taxonomy places the organism in Eukaryota, Metazoa, Chordata, Amphibia, Anura, Bombinatoridae.
GGUAAUUUCCGGUUAUAUUCUGUAAAGCUCUAUAGACCGUAGUGUGCUCAGGGCGGGAAAAGCGUAUAUCCGCUGCAGCACUUCCCUGGGGGGGAAGCCGUGAUUGGAGGAAGCCAGAUUCGCCAUUUCUGACGUAUGAAGAGGCUUCAGACGGCCGGGUGAAUCACUGGAGCGACUGUAAAGAUUAAAAGGCAGAAAUGGGGCGCAGAAAGUCGAAGAGGAAGCCUCCACCUAAGAAGAAGAUGACUGGAAAUCUUGACACGCAAUUUACCUGCCCCUUCUGUAACCACGAGAAAUCCUGUGACGUCAAGAUGGAUAGAGAACGGAACACUGGGGUGAUUUCCUGCACCGUUUGCCUGGAAGAGUUCCAGACUCCAAUAACCUAUCUUUCAGAGCCCGUAGAUGUGUAUAGUGACUGGAUUGAUGCCUGUGAAGCAGCUAAUCAGUAGCAGGCUCUACUUGUGAAGACCUCUCUUACCAUCCUUCCCUCACAGCUGCCAACAUUUGUGUUUUGGUCCAUUGGUUACACCACACACAACCUCAGUUCAAGUUCAUGGUGCUCACUUACUAAAACCCUGGGAUCUGGAUCAGGGAGGCAGUUCAGCCAUCAAAAAUAUGAGCAUACAGAAGCUAGAAGCAAUCAAAUAGUGGCUCUUUUAUAUGCGUGUAAAUCCAAGGUUUAUAUGACUAGCAUUUUAUUUGCUCUGUAAUCAAAAAUGGGGAGUAUUAUUACACAUUUCUCUAAUUUAUACCAAGCACUGUGUACCACCAAAACACCAUAAACCAGGAAGUAAAUGUGCCCUGGUGAGGAGCUGUUCAAGAUCAGGUAUUAAAUGCUCAUCUGCUAUUAAACCCCUGUAUCCCUUGGUUUUUACUGCUGACUGUGCAGGGCAGAUACUUUAAAUCUGCUUUAAUCUUCAAAUUAAAGUAGUCUUAAAUGCAUUUAAAGGGACACUAAAUACAUUUCAUGCCCCUAACUAAUUGAUAGUGCUGCCAUAAUGGAACCUAGGUUACACUACAGGUAUAUGGAGAGUUACUGCACAUGUGCAAGCACACCAGCACUGGAAUACAGUCAAAGCUAGAUUUCAAACAUGGCAGCCCUCAUGACUAUAGGGAGUUGGGGAAUAACUUCAAUACUAUGUUUAUAACAUGUAGUGUUUAAUGUCCCUUUAAAAAUAAAAUAGUCCAUCUUUACAGGCCUUGAUCGAUAUAUACUGCAGACUAAGGAAAUUUGAGAAAGUUUAGUUUUUAUUUUAAAUAAAAGGUGCUUCCUGACUUUUUUUCUUUUUCAGCCCACAUAUGACAGGAAUCAUGCAAGUUAGCUAAAUGUGAAUAGGGAAUGCGUGGUACAUAUUAAUAUUGUAUUGCAAGUGUUGUCAAUAUCACCAGAGACUAGAGAAAUGUAUGUAUGUAUGUACGUACGUACAUACAUACAUAUAUUUUAAAGGGAGUUGUGAACUGUGCUCAAAUAACUAAUAGCUUGCCAAAUUUGGGUAAAAAUGUCGGGAUUGCAUAUGUGAAUCAAUGUAAACUAUACUUUUAAUUUAGAUUGAGAUUGACACCUUUUUUUUUUUUUUUUGCAACACAAAAUGGGUCUCAUGUAAUAGUAAAACAAUGAAAUGCAGUGUAUUUCAGGCUCAAGGCUGUUAAUGGGUUUAGAAGAGAAGAGUUUGUGUUUGUAAAUAUUCUAGUGGGAUGUUUAUUUUUAUUGUGUUGAAAAUCGCAAUUGUUACAGAUUGAUCUGAAAGUGUUAUUUUUAUUAAAACUGAAAUUGCGUGA